This is a messenger RNA of Paraphaeosphaeria sporulosa, 1434 nucleotides long. Its product is annotated as L-asparaginase precursor. Lineage: Eukaryota; Fungi; Ascomycota; Dothideomycetes; Pleosporales; Didymosphaeriaceae. Bases 74 to 1366 code for a protein of 430 amino acids. The record is from RefSeq and is a predicted model, not a curated record. Gene Ontology annotation, molecular function: hydrolase activity. The transcript has a single exon.
GUACAGGGUUACAAGUAUCCGCGUCCCGUGUCGACUUAUCUCCCAAUUGCAGCCAUCAACCACAGCUAUGAAAAUGAACGAGAAGCAGAGCAAUGUUGCAAAGCAGCAUAUCACCCCUCGAAUCAUCAUCCAUGGCGGAGCUGGCAACCUCACCAAGCACUCCCUACCACGAGACAAGUACGAUGCAUACCAGACUUCCCUCCGGCGCAUCCUAUCCUCUUCCUCCUCACUCCUCUCAAAGCCCGAUUCCACAGCCCUCGACGUGGCCACAUUUGCCGUGUCACUGCUAGAAGACGAUGCACUCUACAACUCCGGCCAUGGUGCCGUCUUCACACGCGAAGGCAAGAAUGAACUCGAAUGCAGCAUCAUGGUGUCCAAUGGGUACCGAAAGCGAGGUAUAGGCUGCAUGAUGUUGCAGCAUGUCAAGAAUCCCAUCAAGCUUGCGCGGGAACUGCUGAUACGAGGGGAACAAGAUGGGGGCGAUGGGUCGCAGGAUCACUGUCAGUAUUCUGGGGCGUUCAUUGAAGGGUUGGCGGAGAAGUGGGGGUUGGAUAUGGUGGAUCCGAGCUACUUCUUCACUCAGCAACGAUGGGACGAGCACUUGAAAGGACUGGAGGAGGAGGCAAAACAGAAGGAAGCAGGUAUCCCGAUCAAUGAGAUGAGCGACUGGGAGAAAGCGAACUAUAUUCCUCUAGGUACUUGUGGUUCCGUGGUGCUUGAUAGAUAUGGGACAAUUUGUGUCGCGACGUCUACUGGAGGUCUCACAAACAAGGUUGGCGGUCGCGUUGGUGACACCCCAACUAUCGGCGCGGGGUUCUGGGCCGAAGAGUGGUUCGAGGAGGCCUCAGUACCAAAAGUACAGACUCACGUCCCUUCGACACCUCUCGACAAGCUCUCCCGAGGUGAGGUCAGCACUGUUCUUGCAGAUUGUUUUCCAAUGCUGUUCCUAUCACCAUCCAAUCCGAGUACCUGCAGAUCGAGUAUCCCGACGCUCGAUCAACCCCCACCCAUUCGUCAUGCAGUUGGCAUGUCUGGCACUGGAAAUGGAGACAGCUUCCUCCGUAUGGAUGCAUGCCGCACGGCUGCUGCUAAAUCACGAUUUGCGACGAUACCACUGCCGGAUUCCGUGACGUGGAUGGCUGGACCUAAAGGUGAGCUCCAGAAGUCAGCAGGAGACAGGUGGCAUCGUUCUCACGAAGGUACUGGUGGCAUCAUCGGCGUCGAGCUCGUGGGUAGCAAAAGCACAGUAGUAUGGGACUUCAAUUGCGGUGGCAUGUUUAGGGCAUGGGUUGACGACGACGGUGAGCACCAGUGUCUCAUAUUUCGCGAAGGAUACCACAGCGGUCCUGAGUCAUUUGCGAUUUAGCAUACCAGUAUGGAUGAAUAGAGAAUGCAAUUAGUGCAAGGGGUAUCACGGAAUAUAUAGAGCUUGAA